This is a messenger RNA of Acanthosepion pharaonis, 3378 nucleotides long. The record is from the annotation of a GenBank genome assembly. Lineage: Eukaryota; Metazoa; Mollusca; Cephalopoda; Sepiida; Sepiidae.
AUGUCUGCUCCAAAAGGAAACAAAAAGAAAGAAAACAAAACUGAUCCAACUCGCUUUGAGGGAGAUGGAAUCAGUUUCAAGGGCAAGUUCAUUGGUGUUGCCGAUGUAUGGGACUCGCACGGUGAUGAGAUGUGCCAAGAAACCAUGCAGAAAUUAAAGGCGGCUGUGAAGAGUUCUGGGGAACACAAGUUGCGCAUCCUGCUCAACAUCUCUUUAGAAGGCAUCAAGAUCAUUGAUGAAAAGAUGGAGGCUGUGAACUACACACACAUGGUGAACCAUAUUUCCUUCGUAUCCAAAGAUGCCUCUGAUUCCAGGGCUAUUGGCUAUGUGUAUGGACCUGGUGAUGGCUCUCACAAAUUCUUUGCCAUUAAAACUGAAAAGUCGGCUGAACAGGUCAUGUUUACUGUUCGAGAUUUGUUUGAAGUAAAAAAGAAGGAAUUGGAAGAAGCUGCUGCAAGAGAAGCAGCUAAAAAUGCCAAAGCUGAGGCUUCCAAAGAUGGUGCUAGUGUAGAAAAUGAAAGUGCAAAAUCCAAAGAAAAAGCAGAAGACGAUCACGUCUACUCAGGUAUGGAUUCAAUUGGAAAUGCCUUGGCCCACUCAACUACCCACAGCCCUUUAGCGGCUGCAGCAGCCGCUCAGGACAAUGCAGAUCCAUGGAAUGUCAACAACCAACCAGGAUCAGCCUGCCAGACUCCUAGCCCACUUUUGCAACCACCUCCUCCAGUUGUUCGCUCUAACUCUGGAAAUACUUCUCGUGGUUCUUUACUUUUGUCAACAGUGGGCCAGCAGUCUCCAGGUGGCUCCAUCAGUCCUCAAGUUGCUGCAGCAGCUUUUCCUAUGCCAGUUUCCAGUGCCUUUCCUCCAGUGGCUUCUCCCGGAGCCGCCAUGCCUUCUGGAAUGUUCCCCGUGUUACCUGCAGCAGCAGCAGCUGCUGCUGCUUCACCCCCUUUUACUUCUACAGUUGUUGGUAAUCAGAUCAUCAUGCAAUCAUCCCCAAAGCUGCCCACCAGUCCAAACUGUGCUCUUCCAGUUGUAACAGACCCGUUUGGUGACAACCUCUUCUCCAAUACACCAACCCAGGUUUCCAUGCUGACCACGCCAAUGCCUGCCUCACAGCCAUUCCUCGUACAGCCUAACGUGCAGCCAACUUUUGCUGCAUUUCCAACACAGGCAGUGACACCUCCAGCAUUUCAAUCUAGCUCCUCAUCAGGAAGCCUUCAUGGAAACAGCCAUGGAAAUAGCCCCAACAAAUUUGAUGCCUUUUCUGCUGACAACACAUUUAAUAGCGCCAAUCCAAGCGCUUUCAAUUCCUGCUUUGGGCAACAACAAACAUUACCAAAUACAUUUUCACUCCAGGAUCAGGUUUUACCAAGCCCAGGCACACACAGCCCCUCAAAUGCUGCUGCCCUGAAUGUCUCUCCUGGUGCUGGUGCUCCAGGAGAACUCUCUAUUGCAUCUCCGACCACUGCUGGCACUAAUCUGUCACAGAACCUGUUUGAAGAUCUGUGCAAUUUUGGUAGUAAACAACCCCACAAAAAACCUGCUGAACUUUUUCCUCGCUUGGAGCCUCCUGUUAAGAAAAUAAAUGAGCUCCGACAGGAAAAGGAACAAACGAGGGAACAACAGAACACUGCAGCUGCCUCAACACAAAUAGUGGGCACCCCAUCGCCAUUGCCAAAUGAUGUCUUCACCAUGACUCCAUUCCAGGCAAGUGAUGCUUCAAUUCCUUCAGCUGGUCCAUCUGACGAUCUGCUUUGUGAUCCAAAACGACUCCCAGAACCUUCCAGAUCUCCCAUGCUACCAGCAGAUCCUGCUUUUUAUCCGGAAAAACCCGGACAUCGCUCUUCUCGGUCAUCGGGCAUAUUCAGUUUCAGUGGAAACCAUUCAACGGAGGUGACUUACGCUGUUACUACCCCCGAGCCAUCAGAGAUCGAAUUCAGCCAUCCAGCUCCAUCCCAUCCUCCACCUCCAUUGCCACCAUCCAUUGCUAUGGCUACAAGCCCUGAUCCUGAAACCAGCCCUCUUUCUUCUUCUUCUGCACCCGACCAAAAAGCAACAACUCUGUCAGAUGAUGAAGAGGACUUUAACUUGCCAGCUCCUGCUGUGCCUCCUCCACCUCUGCCAUCAGAGACAAUGCUUAGUCUGGCAUCACAAGCGCCAGCACCUCCCCCCAGACCUAGACCUUCUGAAAUAUCCAAGCUUCCAAAACCUCCCCCACCAAAGCCACGUCGUAAUUUGUCAUCAAGCUCCAGUCUCCAGAGUAUGGGAAAGUCAAAUUCGCCUGUGCCAUCGACCAUUUCACAGGAUGGUAUGACACGGGCAGACAGUGGCCUUGCUGGCAGUUCUGUCUUCUCUCCUUCCUCACCUGCUUCAGACAUUUCUAAUUUGAGCCACUCUUCUGCUUGGGCUGAUAGCACCAAAUUUGACAGUGUGUUCCAAGCUUCAUCUAUUUCUCCUGGUUUCAGUUUAGACAACACAACAAACAACAAUAAUUCCCCACAGCCAUGGUCUACAUUCGCAGAAAAUGAAAACUCCUAUUCACCUAGUAGCAAUCGGAGUUUGUCCAGUGGUCGAGAUUUCUUCCCUGUGACAUCUACAGCUACACGUGCAAGCAGUGUGAGUUCUUGGCCAGACAACAAUCCAUUCGUAGUUAAGACGAUGCAAAGCCCUUCUUUGACAAACACAGUGUCUCCCUCACCCAAAAGCACAGCUGUAGACUUUGUUGAUCCUUUCCCCACUAAGUCUGGUCCUUUCGUCACAACUUCAAGUAAGACAAAUUCAGAAUCUCCUCCGACUGAUCCCUUUACAACUACUUCCUCUAAUGCUAGUUCAAGUAGCAAUCCAGCUCAAGUGGAUGAUCCUUUCGUGGUUCCUGCACCUUUUAAACAAAAGUUAGAUAAAGUCGAAAAUGACCCGUUCGCUGUGCCCUCUCUUGCUAAAUCGCAUUCAAGCUCUGUGUCUGCUGACGAUCCAUUUGUUGUCCCUUCUCAAACUAAACUGCAGCUUAAUAGUGCUCAGCCUGACCCUUUUGUUCUGCCUCCCGCAACCACCCUGAAGUCUGAUACAAAUCAGACGACAGAGCCUUUUGUGAUUCCUUGCAGUACGCAACUAAAAUCAGACAAUGUACAAGCUGAUCCUUUUGUAAUCUCUAUGCAAACAAAACAAGAGGUUGACAAAGGUCAGUCUGAUCCAUUUGUCUGUCCAAGCAGUACUAUUUUACCAACUAAUGGCACUCGGACAGAUCCUUUUGAAGGUUUUAACCAGUGGUCAACUCCUUCCAGUGUUAAUGUUAAUACAGCAAAUGGCUGUACAAAAUUCUCCUGGGAGACAUCGUUCGAAACGGAACCAAUUUAUGCUGUGGUGAACAAGCAGAAAUAA